AAUGAUUCUCCGGACCCGGCGGUGAAGGCUGGCAUUAUCGACCCGGAAAAAAAAAGUCGGGCGUGGUGAGGUGCACAAGGAUCAACAAUAGCUUGACAGCCAAUUGUUUCAUAUUUGGUUCUCUGCCAUGACGAAACGCAAGAGAGAGCCGGCCGUUGCGACUGGCAAGAGCGAAAAAGCUGCUGGCGAAGUACCUCGCAAGGCUGUCAAGGCCACAACAGCCCAUCAGACCGAGAAUGAGGGUGUUGCUGCGACGAUUCAGAUUGUCACCGGAUCCUACGAACGAGUUCUCCAUGGAUUUACGGCAGCUCUUCCUACUCGGCCGCCGACCAUAAAUACUCUCGAGGAUAAUAAGAUAGAGCCCUCCUCAUCAACAGUUAACUUUUCGGAUACGUUUCUCUUCUCAGCGCAUACGUCUUCAAUUCGAUCACUCGCUCUUUCACCGCUAGACCAAGCAGACCCAUCCCAGCCUCAAAACCUGAUUUUAGCUAGCGGAGGCUCUGAUGAGCGUAUCAAUCUCUAUUCUCUAUCUUCGUCUCCACCUAUAGUUAGCGAACGGUUCCCAUCCGUUUCUACUCUUUCUGGAAACAAAAUCUUAGAGAAUCCGAAAAACCGAGAACUUGGCUCUCUCCUUCACCACUCAUCUAGUAUUACGGCUCUUUGUUUCCCAUCAAAAUCGAAACUAUUAGCAUCUGGAGAAGAUAAUGUUAUAUCAGUCACGAGAAUUCGGGAUUGGAACGUCGUUUCCACCGUCAAAGCCCCGCAACCGAAGACUCAAGGAAGACCGAGCGGAGAUACUGCUCCUCCUGGCAGCGUACCUUCCGGAAUUAAUGAUUUUGCCAUUCAUCCAAGUAUGAAGCUAAUGCUCAGCGUGGGCCGUGGCGAGAGGUGCAUGAGGCUCUGGAAUUUAAUCACGGGGAAAAAAGCCGGGGUGCUUAAUUUUAACAAAGAGAUAUCGCAAUGCAUCAAUGAAAACAAGAGAGGGACUGGAGAAGGAAGGAAAAUUGUGUGGGACUCUCAAGGCGAAGAGUUCGCUGUCGCUUUUGAGUGGGGUAUAGUGGUGUUUGGAGUGGACUCAACACCCAAAUGUAGGGCUCUUCCAUCUCCUGGGAGUAAAAUCCAUCACAUCCGUUACUUUGAUUUUAGUAGAAAAAAGGAUGGCACAAAUGAGUUCCUGGCUGUAUCAACAGAAGAUGGCCGAGUUAUUUUUUAUUCCACCAAGGAAACUUCGACAGCCGAGGGUGUGUUUAUACCUGACGCGAAAGUCAUAACUCAAGUCGGUGGAAAGCCCAGUGGUCUUGCGGGACGUGUGAAAGAUUUUGAAAUCCUCGAUGUCACAGAUAUUGAGAACUGGAAAGAUCACUUUCUCCUUUUAUCCUCCGGUAGCGAUGGAGCUGUCCGGGUAUGGGUACUCAGGAUACAAGCCGACACCAACGAUACGACUCAGGAAACAAACAAAACAAGCGAGGUAGCUUCUCGACUACUAGGAACAUACGAGACUGGGAAUCGCAUUACCUGUAUGGUGGCAUUCGUGAUGCAGAAGCCUCAGGCAUUAGAUGAAAUAGAUGGUUUGGAACCGGAAUCGGAUGACCAGGGAAGCGAAGCGGAGUCUAGCAGUGGUGAUAGCGACCAAGACUGAAUCGCCUGCUUUUCUAUACCAGCUUUUUCAACAGAAAGUCGCAAAUGAUUGCAAGGGUCUAUAAGCGUGGCGAGGCAAGUCCACAACCUUGAGUGCUUCGUUUGUAAAAAAGAUAUGAUUUGUAUAUAUGUCUGUUAUUCGUUUCCAGGACUCACGACCAUUAAAAAGCUAGGGCCAGGCGGGUUUUCACCACCCUCCUAAUGCCUUAAUUUAGGUGGGGAAAUGAAUAUUCAAGAAACCAGAGAGCAAUCCCUACGCUCACUUCAUUCCGAAAGGCGAUAGCGGUCUUCUUCCUUGGUAUAACGAGAUAUAAGAAAAUGAAUAUACUGGAUUUCAUAACUC
Molecule: messenger RNA, 1981 nt
Organism: Talaromyces proteolyticus
Lineage: Eukaryota; Fungi; Ascomycota; Eurotiomycetes; Eurotiales; Trichocomaceae
Product: WD40-repeat-containing domain protein
Exons: 2
Coding region: 128-1639 (503 amino acids)
Molecular function (GO): protein binding
Source: RefSeq, a predicted model, not a curated record